Molecule: messenger RNA, 2297 nt
Organism: Belonocnema kinseyi
Lineage: Eukaryota; Metazoa; Arthropoda; Insecta; Hymenoptera; Cynipidae
Gene: hh
Product: sonic hedgehog protein A
Exons: 3
Coding region: 556-1926 (456 amino acids)
Biological process (GO): regulation of gene expression; smoothened signaling pathway; cell-cell signaling
Molecular function (GO): calcium ion binding; patched binding
Source: RefSeq, a predicted model, not a curated record
CACAACUUUUCGCUCAGUAAACUUGCACCCUUACGAAUUGUUCAUUUCGCGCGCGAUCGUGAGUGUUCUAGGGAUCCAUCCAGGCAAAACUCGCAACACUCUUGGAUUACGUUGCACGCAUUACAAGUUGCACGACGUUCUGAUUUUAACUGAAAAUUUUAAUCUUUCAGAGCGAGUGUGAUGUGAGAAAAAAAGGAUGUGGACAGUGGUCCAGGUGGAAGGGAUUUACUCAAAACUGAGAAUCUCCUGGUGGCUGGUGUCGAUUCUCCGGCGCGGGUUGUGGAAGUGAUAAAGGAAAAGGAUAAAGAAGGUUGCGAAAUCGGAAAUCGGGAGUGGUCGCGGGGUGAAAGAAGUGAAAUUACGAGCUCGGGAGGUCAGAGUGCGCAAGGGUGUGAUGCCCUGGUUAUGGUUAGGCGUGAGUGAGGUCAGUGGCAAGAGGAGGAGGUGGUCGACAGACCGCGACUGGAGAAAGAAGAAGCUGGUAGCAGCAUCGUCAUCCACGACCCUUAACGUAGCGCAGAGAGCAGCCACCGCGGUACCUCGAGGGCCGUGAUUAUGGUGUGCAACCGUGUUCUGGUAGCAAGGCCGGCGUACUUGCACCGCGUGAGUGGCUCUAGGCUGCAGUUUCCGCGUUACCUGAGAAUUGUCCUCGUGUUGAUUAUUCUCGGGAUACCGGGCCCUGGCAGCAAUCUGACCCUGGCCUGCGGCCCCGGAAGAGGUGGAGGCCGCAGGCUAACCCUUCGCAAACUUACGCCGCUUGUCUUUAAGCAACAUGUGCCCAAUGUCAGUGAAAACACCCUCCCGGCCAGUGGCCUCAGCGAGGGUCGAGUGUCUAGGCACGAUUCCAGGUUUCGGAAUCUGGUACCAAACUACAACACCGACAUCAUCUUCAAGGAUGAGGAAGGCACCGGAGCUGAUCGCCUUAUGACGCAGAGGUGCAAGGAGAAGCUCAACACUCUAGCAAUAUCAGUGAUGAACCAGUGGCCAGGAGUAAAAUUGCGUGUGACAGAGGGUUGGGACGAAGAGGGAAAACAUGCGAUAGAUUCUCUUCAUUACGAAGGACGAGCAGUCGAUGUUACCACCAGCGAUCGCGAUCGUUCCAAGUACGGCAUGUUGGCAAGGCUGGCUGUGGAAGCUGGAUUCGAUUGGGUUUACUACGAAUCCAGAUCUCACAUCCACUGUUCUGUAAAGUCUGAAUCAUCUUCCGCGGGCAAAUCCGGAGGCUGUUUCCCAGGCAAGAGCAUAGUCAGGACAGAGAAAGGUGCCAGAAGACGACUGGAUGAGCUACACAUUGGAGAACGAAUAGCAGCACUUGAUUCUCGUGGUGACAUCGUUUACAGCGAAGUGAUCAGCUUUCUAGACCGACAACCUUCAGAAAGAAGACAAUUCGUGCACAUAACAACCGAGUCUGGUAAAUCUUUGACCUUGACGCCUGCCCAUUUGGUACCAGUAGAGGGCAAGUCAAUCACCUUUUCUGCAAGAGUCGAGAUUGGCGAUAGGAUUUUAAUACGAGAUUCCUCUUCUGCUGGUGAAAUCAGUGAAAACGAAGUGGAAGAUCGUCUCCGAUAUGACAGGGUAAUCGAUGCAAAACUCGUCCUCGAGAAGGGUGUUUUUGCUCCACUAACUUCCGAAGGAACACUCAUCGUAGAUGAUGUUGUUGCUUCCUGUUAUGCCAUCAUCGACAGUCAAACCAUAGCGCAUUAUUCUUUCCUUCCAUACAGGCUCUGGAAGAGUCUCACAUCCGGUAUUGUCAGCAGGUUCUCCAAACUUUUCAAGGAAUCUGUGACGAGAGAAUCAGUAGAACUCAGGUCCGCAAAAUCUGACCAGGUUUCUAACUAUUCGCAAGAACCGGAAGGUGUUCUCUGGUAUGCCUCCAUGUUGUACUCUUUGGCCUCAUACGUAGUUCCGGCGAAAAUGUUGUACUAGGGGACUAUACGGGCAUGUAAAUUACCUAUAUAAUUUCGACGUGUGUAAAUUUAGGAACGUGAAAGACUGUUAGAUAUUUUAGAAAUGGUGAACGUGAUACAUCUUCCAUUAAAAAAAUUGCACGUACUAUACAAUAUAAACAAAACACACAUGAGCAUAAAAUAUGACCUUGGAGUUUAAAUUUAAAUAUAAUUAAAACUAUCUAAUUGUAUUUCAAAAAUUAUGGAGCUAGUCGUAGCGCAUUAUAAUAUUUUGGAUAAGAAAAAUCUUGUUCUAAAUGAGGAUUCUAAAAUCCGAAAUUAUGUGAGACCAUUUUGCAGUGCAAGAGUAUUAUAGGAUGUUUGAAAAUAUCAAUGAUACAUUUCCUUCUG